AUGGACGUGGACGUGGACGUGGACGUGGACGCAGACGUGGACGUGGACGGGGACAUGGACGUGGACGUGGACGUGGACGUGGACGUGGACGUGGACAUGGACGUGGACAUGGACGUGGACGUGGACGUAGACGUGGACGUGGACGUGGAUGUGGACGACUUGGACGUGGACGUGGACGUGGUCGUGGACGUGGACGUGGACGUGGACGUGGUCGUGGACGUGGACGUGGACGUGGACGUGGAGGACUUGGACGUGGACAUGGACGUGGACGUGGACGUGGACGUGGACGUGGACAUGGUCGUGGACGUGGUCGUGGACGUGGACGUGGACGUGGUCACCUGGACGUGGACGUGGACAUGGACUGUGGACGUGGACGUGGACCUGGACGUGGACGUGGACGUGGUCGUGGACGUGGACGUGGACGUAGACGUGGACGUGGUCGUGGACGUGGACGUGGACGUGGACGUGGACGUUGACGUGGACGUGGACAUGGACGUGGACGUGGACGACUUGGACGUGGACAUGGACGUGGUCUUGGACAUGGACGUGCACAUGGACAUGAACAUGGACAUGGACGUGGACAUGGACGCGGACGUGGACGUGGACGUGGACGUGGACAUGGACGUGGACGUGGACGUGGACAUGGACAUGGACAUGGACGGGGACAUGGACGUGGACGUGGACGUGGACGUGGACGUGGACAUGGACGUGGACGUGGACGUGGACGUGGACGCGGAAGUGGACGUGGACGUGGACGUGGAUGGACGCGGACGCGGGGACGUGGACAUGGACGUGGACGCGGACGUGGACGUGGACGUGGACGUGGACGUGGACGCGGACGUGGACGUGGACGUGGACGUGGACGCGGACGUGGACGUGGACGCGGACGUGGACGUGGACGUGGACGUGGACCUGGACGUGGACGUGGACGUGGACGUGGACAUGGACAUGGACGUGGACGUGGACGUGGACGUGGACGUGGACGUGGAUGGACGUGGACGUGGACAUGGACGUGGACGCGGACGUGGACGUGGACGUGGACGCGGACGUGGAUGUGGACGUGGACAUGGACGUGGACGCGGACGUGGACGUGGACGUGGACGUGGAGGUGGAGGUGGACGUGGACGUGGACGUGGACGUGGACGUGGUCGUGGACGUGGACAUGGACGUGGAGGUGGACGUGGAGGUGAAGGUGGACGUGGAGGUGGAGGUGGACGUGGACGUGGACCCAGACGUGGACGUGGACGUGGACGCGGACGUGGACGCGGACAUGGACAUGGAUGUGUACGUGGACAUGGACAUGGACGUGGACGUGGACAUGGACAUGGACGUGGACGUGGACGUGGACGUGGACGUGGACGCGAACGUGGACGUGGACGCGGACGUGGACGUGGACGUGGACGUGGACGCGGACGUGGACGUGGACGCGGACGCGGACGUGGACGUGGACGUGGACGCGGACGUGGACGUGGACGUGGACGCGGACGCGGAUGUGGACGUGGACGUGGACGCGGACGUGGACGUGGACGUGGACGCGGACGUGGACGUGGACGUGGACGUGGACGCGGACGUGGACGUGGACGUGGACGCGGACGUGGACGUGGACGUGGACGCGGACGUGGACGUGGACGGGACGCGGACGUGGACCUGGACGUGGACGCGGACGUGGACAUGGACGUGGACGCGGACGUGGACAUGGAUGUGGACGCGGACGUGGACAUGGACGUGGACGCGGACGUGGACAUGGACGUGGACGCGGACGUGGACAUGGACGUGGACGUGGACGUGGACAUGGACGUGGACGUGGACGUGGACAUGGACGUGGACGUGGACGUGGACAUGGACGUGGACGUGGACGUGGACAUGGACAUGGACAUGGAUAUGGACAUGGACAUGGACGUGGACGUGGACGUGGACGUGGACGUGGACGUGGACAUGGACGUGGACGUGGACAUGGACAUGGACAUGGACAUGGACAUGGACGUGGACGUGGACGUGGACGUGGACGUGGACAUGGACGUGGACGUGGACGUGGACGUGGACAUGGACGUGGACGUGGACGUGGACGUGGACAUGGACGUGGACAUGGACGUGGACAUGGACGUGGACAUGGACGUGGACGUGGACGUGGACGUGGUCGUGGACAUGGACGUGAACAUGGACAUGGACAUGGACAUGGACGUGGACGUGGAUGUGGACAUGGACGUGGACAUGGACGCGGACGUGGACGUGGAACUGGACGUAGACAUGGACAUGGACAUGGACGUGGACAUGGACAUGGACAUGGACGUGGACAUGGACGUGGACGUGGACGUGGACAUGGACGUGGACGUGGACGUGGACGUGGCCUUGGACGUGGACAUGGACGUGGACGUGGACGUGGACGUGGACAUGGACGUGGACAUGGUCGUGGACGUGGUCGUGGACGUGGGCGUGGACGUGGACGCGGACGUGGACGUGGACGUGGACGCGGACGUGGACGUGGACGGGGACAUGGACGUGGACGUGGACGUGGACAUGGACGUGGACAUGGACGUGGACAUGGACGUGGACGUGGACGUGGACGUGGACGUGGACAUGGACGUGGACAUGGACGUGGACGUGGUCGUGGACGUGGACGUGGAGGACUUGGACGUGGACAUGGACGUGGAGAUGGACGUGGACGUGGACGUAGACGUGGACGUGGACGUGGACGUGGAGGACUUGGACGUGGACGUGGACGUGGACGUGGACGUGGUCGUGGACGUGGACGUGGACGUGGAGGACUUGGACGUGGACAUGGACAUGGACGUGGACGUGGACGUGGACGUGGACAUGGUCGUGGACGUGGUCGUGGACGUGAACGUGGACGUGGACGUGGUCGUGGACGUGGACCUGGACGUGGACGUGGACAUGGACCGUGGACGUGGACCUGGACGUGGACGUGGACGUGGUCGUGGACGUGGACGUGGACGUGGACGUGGUCGUGGACGUGGACGUGGACGUGGACGUGGACGUGGACGUGGCAUCGACGUCGACGUGGACGUGGACGUGGACGUGGACGUGGACGUGGACAUGGACGUGGACGUGGACGUGGACAUGGACGUGGACGUGGACGUGGACGUGGACAUGGACGUGGACAUGGAUGUGGAGGACUUGGACGUGGACAUGGACGUGGUCGUGGACAUGGACGUGCACAUGGACAUGAACAUGGACAUGGACGUGGACAUGGACGCGGACGUGGACGUGGACGUGGACGUGGACGUGGACGUGGACGUGGACAUGGACGUGGACGUGGACGUGGAUAUGGACAUGGACGUGGACGUGGACAUGGACGUGGACGUGGACGCGGACGUGGACGUGGACGUGAACGUGGACGCGGACGUGGACGUGGACGUGGAUGGACGCGGACGGACAUGGACGUGGACAUGGACGGACAUGGACAGGGACGUGGACGUGGACGUGGACGUGGACGUGGACGUGGACGUGGACGUGGACAUGGACGUGGACAUGGACGUGGACGUGGAUGUGGACGUGGACGUGGACGUGGACGUGGACAUGGACGUGGACAUGGACGUGGACGUGGUCGUGGACGUGGACGUGGAGGACUUGGACGUGGACAUGGACGUGGACGUGGACGUGGACGUAGACGUGGACGUGGACGUGGACGUGGACGUGGAGAACUUGGACGUGGACGUGGACGUGGUCGUGGACGUGGACGUGGACGUGGACGUGGACAUGGACGUGGACAUGGAUGUGGACGUGGACGUGGACGUGGACGUGGACAUGGACGUGGACAUGGUCGUGGACGUGGUCGUGGACGUGGACGUGGACGUGGACGUGGACGUGGACGUGGACGUGGACGUCGACGUGGACGUGGACGUCGACGUGGACGUCGACGUGGACCUGGACGUGGACGUGGACGUGGACAUGGACGUGGACGUGGACGUGGACGUGGACGUGGACCUGGACGUGGACAUGGACGUGGAGGACUUGGACGUGGACAUGGACGUGGUCGUGGACAUGGACGUGGACAUGGACAUGGACAUGGACGUGGACAUGGACGUGGACACGGACGUGGACGUGGACGUGGACGUGGACGUGGAGGUGGACGUGGACGUGGACGUGGACGUGGUCGUGGACAUGGACGUGGAGGUGGACGUGGAGGUGAAGGUGAACGUGGAGGUGGAGGUGGACGUGGACGUGGACCCAGACGUGGACGUGGACGUGGACGUGGACGCGGACGUGGACGUGGACAUGGACAUGGAUGUGGACAUGGACGUGGACAUGGACGUGGACGUGGACGUGGACGUGGACAUGGACGUGGACAUGGACGUGGACGUGGACGUGGACGUGGACGUGGAUGUGGACAGGGACAUGGACAGGGACGUGGACGUGGACGUGGACGUGGACGUGAACGUGGACGUGGACAUGGACGUGGACGUGGACGUGGACGUGGACGUGGACGUGGACGUGGACAUGGACGUGGACAUGGACGUGGACAUGGACGUGGACGUGGACGUGGACGUGGACGUGGACGUGGACGUGGACAUGGACGUGGACGUGGACGUGGACAUGGACGUGGACGUGGACAUGGACGUGGACAUGGACGUGGACAUGGACGUGGACGUGGACGUGGACGUAGACGUGGACGUGGACGUGGACGUGGACGUGGACGUGGAGAACUUGGACGUGGACGUGGACGUGGUCGUGGACGUGGACGUGGACGUGGACGUGGACGUGGACAUGGACGUGGACAUGGAUGUGGACGUGGACGUGGACGUGGACGUGGACAUGGACGUGGACGUGGUCGUGGACGUGGUCGUGGACGUGGACGUCGACGUGGACGUGGACAUGGACGUGGACGUGGACGUGGGCGUGGACGUGGACGUGGACCUGGAUGUGGACAUGGACGUGGAGGACUUGGACGUGGACAUGGACGUGGUCGUGGACAUGGACGUGGACAUGGACGCGGGGACGUGGACAUGGACGUGGACACGGAUGUGGACGUGGACGUGGACGUGA
Closterium sp. NIES-65 is the source of this 5004-nucleotide messenger RNA. NCBI's taxonomy places the organism in Eukaryota, Viridiplantae, Streptophyta, Zygnematophyceae, Desmidiales, Closteriaceae. The record is from the annotation of a GenBank genome assembly.